Messenger RNA from Branchiostoma floridae (Florida lancelet), 974 nucleotides. Its product is annotated as ATP-dependent RNA helicase ddx24-like. Lineage: Eukaryota; Metazoa; Chordata; Leptocardii; Amphioxiformes; Branchiostomatidae. Gene Ontology annotation, biological process: double-strand break repair via homologous recombination; telomere maintenance. The record is from RefSeq and is a predicted model, not a curated record. The coding region runs from base 147 to 950 and encodes 267 amino acids. Gene Ontology annotation, cellular component: cytoplasm; chromosome; nucleoplasm. The transcript is spliced from 3 exons. Gene Ontology annotation, molecular function: four-way junction helicase activity; 3'-5' DNA helicase activity.
ACCUCCAGCCUGUACUUCAUCACAUCGAGUCCGCACAGACGGUUCAAGACAUCAAAAAACAUAUUGUUUACAGCCAAACCAAAAACCAGUGCCACGAUCUGUGGGAGCUAUUGAAGAACAGUUCCAAAAAAAAGAAGGCAGUUAGAAUGUUUCAUGCUAGCAUUUCAGCCAAAGCCAAGGCAGAAAUUUUGGAAGAAUUCAGGACCGGCUCUGUGCGGAUUGUGGUGUCAACUAUUGCUUUUGGCAUGGGCAUCGACAUUCCAGACGUUCAUGGUGUGGUGGUUUACCAUGUCCCAACAACCAUCGGGCAGCUGUAUCAGGAAGUCGGACGGGCUGGACGGAAUGGGGAACAGGCCAGUGCUGCCAUCUUUCAUGGCAAGGCUGACUUGAAGAAAGCUGCAAAGGACGUGACAGGUUUCAUCCAGAACAAAGGAUGUCUCCGAGAAGAGUUACUGAAGUGCCUUGGCCAGGAAAUGCAAGACCAGCCCGAGCAAUGUUGCAAUACGGAGGAAGAUGACAUCGACCCUGACGACCCCUCCUACUCCACUUUUAUAUUUCUGAGUUACACUGGUCCUCAACCUGACGGCAACCAACGACCCAGGCCCAUCUACCAGAAACGGCGCCAGGACACACAUAUGGGGAAUGAGUUGAAGGACAAACUUAGAGAAUUGCGGGACGAGUGGUACGUUCAGAGACCAGAACUGCUCCUCUUUGGACCAGAAGCUAUCAUGGCCGAGGAAACAAUCACCAGCAUCGAAAGCAAGUGCCGGUCAAUACAUAGUCUGGACGACCUGAACAAGAUAAAUGGCAUACCGGAGGACAAGGGAGAGGAAAUUCUGGGAGCCAUCAACCAGUUGUUCCCAGAAGAGCAACGCAGGACAGCAAGAGCAAGAAGGCGAAGGGGUCGUGGUGUAAGAGGAGCCCUCCAAGACAUCACGAACAUACAGUAGUAGAAAACAGAAUAUUACAGACCU